Molecule: messenger RNA, 1224 nt
Organism: Ilex paraguariensis (yerba mate)
Lineage: Eukaryota; Viridiplantae; Streptophyta; Magnoliopsida; Aquifoliales; Aquifoliaceae
Source: the annotation of a GenBank genome assembly
AUGUAUUUUUGUGACCUUGUAAGGGUGGCUCAUCCUUCUUCAUUGGUGGCUGAUAUUCUUUAUUCUCUGAAAUUACCACUAUCAUGUUUACUUCUUGAAACGUGCCUCUUGCAGGUGUUGUUCAAACAUUUGCAGGAGAAGCUUAUUGUAACCGAGGCAAAGUUAAAAGAGACUCAAUAUCAACUGGCACCGUGGCGUUCCAAUGUGAACCCCUCAAAUUUUGCUCAAUCACCAUCUCAUUCCAGCGGGAACAAAAAUGGGCUUGAACUGGUACUACAACCAACAUACUCAAAUGGGCAGAUACCAAUUUCUUCAGAUCCUCUGGCAACUAGAGAUUGGGAUCUGUUAGGACAUCAUCAGAAUGGUUUAGUUGGUGUUUCAAACAACAUGGAGCCUGAUGACUUAGGGCAGUAUUCACCUCUUGCAAACAGGAACACUGCAUCCCAAGAUAUGCCUGCACAGAUUGGCGUUGCCAGGGGAGAUUUGUAUACUUCACGAACUGGGGAAGAAACCACGAAUAAGCAAGUUACUUUUAGUUAUCCGGUUAGCAGCAAUGACAUGGAUGAUGCAGACAUGGACGGACACCAAAAUGACAGGGAGCCUUCAGCCAACUGGGGCUCCAAAAACUCUCCCUAUACAACAACGCUUGAUGAUCCCAGCUCUUCAUAUUCUCCUUAUUUACCCCCAGUUCUUGAAGAACCUUCUUCCUCCUUCUCUGAGGCUGCCGAUGAUGAUCCAUUACCUGCAAUAGAGGGCCUCCAAAUUUCAGGUGAAGCCUUCCCAGGACGGGAACUCCUAGCAAGCGGAUAUUCUAUUAAUGGAACAACCAGCUGUAAUUUUGAGUGGGUACGCCAUAUGGAAGACGGGUCUGUCAACUAUAUGGAUGGGGCCAAGCAACCAAAUUAUAUUGUUACUGCGGAUGAUGUUGAUACGUACCUUGCAAUUGAAGUUCAGCCUCUGGAUAACAGGAAGCGAAAGGGCGAAAUUGUAAAGGUCUUUGCAAAUGAGCAUAGAAAGAUCACUUGUGAUCCUGAUAUGCAUAACCACAUCGAGAAAACCCUUUAUAGUGGUCAUGCUUCAUAUAAAGUAUCCUUGUCGACGGGAUAUCUUGAUAUAUGGGAGCCAGCUACCUUGACCAUCAAGAGAGAAGGUUACAGCAUCAAGUGUACUGGACCUAGUGCUGUCGUAGUCACUGAGAAGUUUCUACAAGCCACAGUUGUAUGA